This is a messenger RNA of Eimeria mitis, 360 nucleotides long. RefSeq lists its product as uncharacterized. Lineage: Eukaryota; Apicomplexa; Conoidasida; Eucoccidiorida; Eimeriidae. The record is from RefSeq and is a predicted model, not a curated record. The transcript has a single exon. The coding region runs from base 1 to 360 and encodes 119 amino acids.
AUGGAGGGGCCGGCAGAAGGCCGGGGCCCCCAAGGCCGCCCUACAGACCAGCAGCAGCAGCAGCAGCAGCAGCAGCAGCAGCAGCAGCAGCAGCAGCAGCAGCAGCGGGGCCGACAGGAUGGCAGCGGUUUGAUGCCUUUGUUGGUGUUAUCUGCGUUGGUGAUCCUCCCUUCUUUCUUCUCUUUCUUGAGCAGCAUGCAUUCUCCUGCAGCAACAACCAGCAGCAGCAACAGCAACAGCAGCAGCAGCAGCAGCAGCAGCAGCAGCAAGUGGAAUAUGGGGUGGUUGCUGGAGGCACACAACCCCCUGCCAGCUGUAAUUACACCCAACCAAAUCACCGUACAGUACUGCCCCUCAUGA